Chiloscyllium plagiosum (whitespotted bambooshark) is the source of this 692-nucleotide messenger RNA. Its product is annotated as cx9C motif-containing protein 4. Lineage: Eukaryota; Metazoa; Chordata; Chondrichthyes; Orectolobiformes; Hemiscylliidae. The record is from RefSeq and is a predicted model, not a curated record. Gene Ontology annotation, cellular component: mitochondrial intermembrane space.
CAACUCUCCAAGAGCAUCCCAACUGACUCAUCCUCCUACCCUAUCCCUGUAACCUUGCAUUUCCCAUGGCUCACCUACACAGACGUGGACAUAAUGGGCAAUUGAGCAUGGCCAACCCACCUAACCUACACACCUUUGGACUGUGGGAGGAACCUGGAGUUCUCCAGGAGUUGUUGUUAAGUGACUUAAAAUUUUGUUGAUGAUACAAAACUUGAACAUUUGUGAGGAGAUUAUAGAACUUCAACAGGACAAAACAGGUGCUUUGCUAUGUCUACUAAAGAUCCCUGUCAGAAACAAGCCUGUGAAAUACAGAAGUGCUUACAAGCUAAUCAUUAUCAAGAAAGCAGAUGCCAGCAUGUAAUUGAAGAAAUGCACAAGUGCUGUAAGAUAUAUGCAAAGACGUCUGUUUGCUGUUCAGGGUUUUUGAAAGAAGAGGAAAAGAAAAGCUUACAGAUAUCCACUAAUUGUCAGUGAAUAUAAAUCCUUUAGUCAUAUAUCACUUCUAAAGAUUGCCAAAGUAUUGCACCAGACUUUAAUUAUGAGUUACAUCACGACUAACCAUGAGGAUUUGGAAUGAUGAUAUAAUGAGCACAGCAAUGUCUUUAAAUCUCCUCCCAGUCAAAUGUUAAAUCUGAAGUGUACCGAAUGGCACAAAAAUUGAAUUAAAUAAUGUAUUCUAAAUUUAUACUUGA